AUGUCUUGCUGCAACCCAUUUAUUGGCCUAAAAGGCAAGUUUUCUAAGAAGAAAUUUAGCCAGGAUGCCCCAAAGCAACCAAGCAAGCCAGAAAAUGUCAACAAAUCUCCUGUAAAAGGUUCGUCAGGACAAUCAGCGGAUGCGACUUCUACUCAGGAGAAAGCGCCGAGCUCGCAACAUCCUGAGAAGGAACCCUCCGCGCAGCAAGGUUCUCCAGACAAAGACCGAUGGAAGGAUGCUUUCAAUAGAAUGCCCUCUGAGAAGCAAUCCAUUCUGAAGGAUAUGGGAUUUGACAAUUUAAAAUCUGGAUCCAUGGAAUCGAGCAUCAAUAGUCUUGCCAGUGAGGCAAAGAAGAAACAGGAAGAGUGCGAGGAAAAAUUCUGGCACGUCAAUGUGGGUGGUGAGAAGAUUGUUCUCCGAGAAUAUACCACGAGCAUUGUUGGCUGGUUGACGAAGGCCGGUGAUAUUGCUGUGCAGUUUGCGCCGCCCCAAGCCAGUCUACCAUGGGACCUUGUCAAAUCUUUGAUGCAGAUUCCUGUAAAUGAGAGUGAUCAGAUGGGCGCCUUGCUCGCUACAGCAGAGAAAGUUAUUCGCAUUAUUAGCCGUGGCCAAGUGUAUGAAACGAUUCACUUACCCAAGGACCCGAAUGCCAACUUGUCGCUUGUACAGUCGAACCUCGACACCGCUCUGGUGGGAAUGUAUGCAAGUGCUCUAGACCUUUUGGCCGAAUCACAGAAACUUCUUGCUGCGAACACAGGCAGACGUAUACUUGAAGCAAUUGUGAACCCGGGCAAGGCAACGGGUAGCCUUGCGGCUCUUAUUGAGCAAGAAGAAGAAAUUAUCAAAGAUGUCAAUGCAUGCGAGAGCCAGCGCAGCUCGGACUCCGACAAACUCACGCAUGAAAUGCUCCAUACUUUGGAGGCACCAAUCGCUCGGGUGGAUGAGGGCGUCAGCAGUCUCCUCAAAUAUGUGGAUGAAAAAGAGCGCAUUGAGCUGUUGGAGUGGAUUUCAGCCGUCCCGUUCGGCAAGCACCACUACACUGUGCAAGAGGCUAGAACCCCUGGCACGGGGGAGUGGCUGCUCAAACAUAAGCACUUUGGUGAUUGGAAAGCGAAGAGAUCGUCGACUCUGUUCUGGCUGCAAGGAAACCCAGGUACUGGCAAGACAUAUCUCACAUCCACUGUGAUUGACUGGGUCCGUGACCAGCCUAGCAAAGGGAAUGACGAAGGCUUUGCCUUUUUCUACUGUGGCCGGGACGAGAAGCAUACGCAGCCCCUGACCAUUCUCCAAAGUUUUGUGCGUCAGCUUUCAACCACUAGAAGCAAUCCUGCGUCCAUGCAGGCUAAACUCCAGGCAUCUUGCAAAGAAGCCCGAGAGGAAGGCACGAACUUUCGCUUUGGGCAGUGCAAAGACCAGAUCCUGGCCUCUCUAGAUAUCUAUCAGAGAACCACGCUGGUUAUUGAUGCUCUAGACGAGUGUGAUCCAGCCUCGCGCGAUGAACUCAUUGAAGCAUUACAAUUGUUCAUGGCGGAGUCUAAGCCAGUCGUGAGAAUAUUCAUCUCAAGCCGACCUGAUCCAAGUAUCGAAAAUUUGCUGAACAGCAGCCCCAAUGUUGGCAUUCGAGCAGACGAUAAUCAAGGCGAUAUCGAAAAGUUCCUUCAUGAUAAAAUGAACAGGCUCGCAAAGAUCAACAAAUCAUUGGAGGAUCUGAAAACCGAUAUCAUUGCGAAGUUGCUAGAACGCUGCCAAGGGAUGUUCCAGUGGGCUGAUAUGCAAAUCCAUCAGAUUGCAAAGUGCAAGUCCCGCCGAGACGUCUUUGAUCUCCUCGAACACCUCCCAGAAGGCCUUGAGAAGACAUAUGAUGAAGUCUGGCGACAGAUUGAAAGCCAAGGAAAGUACGAUCAACUGUUUGUAAAGCGUGCUCUUCGCUGGGUAAUGUCUGCAUCGAAACCUCUGAGUAGCGUCGAACUUCUAGCUGCGCUUCGUGUGGGACCGGAGGGAGACCUGCUACCGAAACUUGAUACUGUGGAUGAGCAAGGAUUGCUCUCUGUUUGUAACAAUUUCCUUGUUGUGGACCCCCAGCUAGAUGUAUGGCGGUUCCCACACCUGUCGGUUCGGGAAUAUUUGGAGGGCAAAAAAGACUGGUCCACUGCGCACGCCCAUUAUCACGCGGCCAGUGUUUGUUUGUCUUACAUGAUCAAUAAGUAUGAGCAUGAUGACUCGGAAUUCGACGCCAAGCUGGAGGCCGAGUUUAAGGUCGAGUCGAAGGCGCCAGGUAACACUGAUAGUCCUCUGAAGCCAGUGGAAUCAGAUGAUGGUUUCCAUACUCUUCACCCGUUCCAUGCCUAUAUGAGACACUGUUGGCCUCACCAUGUAAACGGAGCAAAGGACGUCGAGAUGGCCAAGUUGGGUUCUCUGCUGAAGACAUUCCUCGGAUCACCCAAUCAAAGCAGCGUGCAAUACCGCAGAUGGUAUCCAAAGGCUCGGAACGAUCUUGAGCUCCAUGGAAGAUGCAAUAUCCCUUACCCUAAGCAUUACUUGACAUGGAAUGCAAUCCAUGCUCUCAAACCCACGGAUGCCGCUAUCUUCGCCAUGUGUUGUUUCUCGCUGGAUAGUAUUGUGGGGGAUUGGUGGGAAAAUGAGGCAAUUGAUAUCUCCCGCACGAACGAUUUCAAUAACAAUCUUCUCGAGAUAGCUGCCAUGAUGGGAUCCCUGCCUAUAUGCGAGAAGUUUGUUCAAAUGCUGGUGGACAAAGGUACCGAUACUAACGCCCGAAGUGAAUUCAUCAAUAAGGCGCUUCUAUCGGCGUCAUUCGGCGGGCACGAAAAGGUGUUGCAGAUGUUGCUGGACCGAAUUGCUGAGCUCAACACUGAAGGUCAAGCGCAUCAUGUGCUUGGCAAUGCGCUCCAAAGGGCGGCAUCCUGCGGGCACGUAGGGGCGGUGCAAAUGCUGCUAGAUCGAGGUGUCGAUGUCAAUGCCGGAAAUUCUAAAGAAGGUAACGCACUCCGGUCGGCAGCGAUGAUAGGCAAUGAAAAGGUGGUGCGGAUUCUGCUGGAUCGAGGUGCCCAUGACAACCACCCAGAAGGAUUUUUCCCAGAUGCAAUGAUGGCCGCCCAAGUAGGUUGCAAUCCAAAGGUGGUGCAGAUGUUGGAGGACCAGGGGUUCAACUAG
Messenger RNA from Penicillium griseofulvum, 3171 nucleotides. RefSeq names its product NACHT nucleoside triphosphatase. Lineage: Eukaryota; Fungi; Ascomycota; Eurotiomycetes; Eurotiales; Aspergillaceae. Bases 1 to 3171 code for a protein of 1056 amino acids. The transcript is spliced from 3 exons. Gene Ontology annotation, molecular function: protein binding. The record is from RefSeq and is a predicted model, not a curated record.